CCAGCAAUAUUUCUUCAUCAUCAGCAGCAGUAGCAGUGACGUUCGUUACCUCGGCCAACAAGGAAGAAAAAAACAUCUUGGCCUCGACCACCACCUUAAUUUGCAGCUAGCGUACGUGCGUCCUCAUGUACGGAUCCAGAUGCAAUGGGACCAUGGACACGCCAAAUGGUUCCAAGGCGGUGACCCUCCUGCUCCGCCUGUCCACGCUGGCGCUGGCGCUCACCUCAGCAGUCGUCAUGGCCACCGCGAGCGAAUGCACCAUCUACGGGCUCGACGGCGCCAAGAACACCGUCACCUUCAAGGACUACCCACCCUUCGUUUACUUGGUAGGGUUCAACAUCACCGCGGGGAUCCUGGAGGCGGUGGCGAUCUACCUGCAGCUCGGCAAGGGUGACGACGAGGAAGAAGGCCCCAAGCUCCCCCGGAUCCUCCUGGUCGUCUUCGACGUGGCCGUGCAGUCGCUGCUCUCUUUGUCGACGGGCGCGGUGUUCGCGGCGGUGGUCGCCUACGGCCCGCGGAUCAGCGCCUGCGCCGGCGCCGCUGGCCUCUUCUGCGAGCAGGUGCACAGGUCCAAGCUCCUCUCGUUCGCCGCGGGCACCUCCGCCGGCCUCGCCGCGGUCGCCAAGGACGUCCCGCUGCCAUUCUCCGUAUGGCCCGCCUCGUCAGACUGAGAAUUUGUCAGUGCAUACGUAUGUAUUCGGCAGCUGCAGUUAGUAGUCCAUAAUCCUUUUUCCUCUUUUUCUCAAUCUUUUCAAUCUCUAUAGUGUCUUCGAGAUGAUGUGAAGCAUAUGAAUGUGCCUCUAAACUGCUUUGUGUCUUCAAAUUUAAUAUUUAUACCAAAUUUUGGGUGGGAGUGCUGCUUGUGUUGAUCCAUUUGGCUAAGCUA
Phragmites australis (common reed) is the source of this 886-nucleotide messenger RNA. RefSeq names its product CASP-like protein 1U2. The transcript is spliced from 3 exons. Bases 126 to 671 code for a protein of 181 amino acids. The record is from RefSeq and is a predicted model, not a curated record. Lineage: Eukaryota; Viridiplantae; Streptophyta; Magnoliopsida; Poales; Poaceae.